GCGAGAACACGCAUGCGCAGGGUGUCUCCUAGCACCGAGGCGUCGUGUCUGUUGCCCGGUCAGAGCCGUUGGCUGUUUCCCGCCCGGGCGGGGAUGCGCUGCCCGCGGUCGUGGGGCAGGGGCUGGCCGGGCCCCCGGUGCUACUCCUGGGCGUGCGCGGGCCCGGCCCGGCAUGGAGGUGGAGGAGGCCUUCGCGCUGGUGGGGCAGAUGGGGCCCUACCAGGUGUAUCUGUGCGCGCUGCUGGCCGUGCUGCUGCAGCUCUAUGUAGCCACUGAAGCAAUCCUCAUUGCGCUAGUAGGGGCGACACCUCCCUACCACUGGGACCUCGAAGAGCUCUCAGCUAAUCAAAGCCAUAGCAACCAGUCAACUAAUGAAGAGAGAGCCUUUGGGGAAUGGCUUCUGACAGCCAAUGGGAGUGAAGUUCAUAAGCACGUGCACUUCAGCAGCAGCUUCACAUCAAUAGCUUCCGAGUGGUUUUUAAUUGGGAACACAUCAUACAAAGUCAGUGUUGCCAGUUCGUUUUUCUUCAGUGGUGUCUUUGUUGGAGUGAUCUCUUUUGGCCAGCUCUCAGAUCGCUUUGGGAGGAAAAAAGUCUAUCUCACAGGUUUUGCCCUUGACAUCCUGUUUGCCAUUGCAAAUGGAUUCUCCCCCUCAUACGAGUUCUUUGCAGUCUCUCGCUUCUUGGUGGGGGUGAUGAAUGGAGGGAUGUCUCUGGUGGCCUUUGUUCUACUGAAUGAAUGUGUGGGCACUGCCUAUUGGGCAUUAGCAGGAUCGAUUGGUGGCCUGUUCUUUGCAGUGGGAAUUGCCCAGUAUGCUAUGUUAGGGUACUUCAUUCGCUCCUGGAGGACUCUGGCAGUUGUGGUUAACCUGGAGGGAACAGUAGUCUUUCUCCUCUCUCUAUUCAUUCCUGAAUCCCCCCGCUGGUUAUACUCACAAGGUCGGCUGAGAGAAGCAGAAAAUGCCCUCUAUCUCAUUGCAAAGAGGAACUGCAAGCAGAAAUGUACUUUUUCACUAAAGCUCCCAGCUGACAGGAGUCACAGAGAGACCGGCAGUUUCUUGGACCUGUUCCGAUACAAGAUCCUUUUGGGGCGCACUUUGAUCAUGAUGUUCAUCUGGUUUGUGUGCAGCUUGGUAUAUUAUGGUCUGACUCUCAAUGCAGGUGACUUAGGUGGAAGUAUUUAUGCCAAUUUGGCUCUCUCUGGGCUGAUAGAGAUACCUGCCUACCCAAUCUGUAUCUACUUGAUUAACCAAAAAUGGUUUGGCCGAAAACGGACACUGGCAGCAUUCCUGUUCUUGGGAGGUCUGGCCUGUCUUAUUGUCAUGUUUCUUCCGGAAAAGAAAGCCACAGGAGUGUUUGCAGUUGUGAACAGCCGUUCUUUGUCUUUACUGGGGAAACUGACAAUCAGUGCAGCAUUUAACAUUGUUUAUAUCUACACGUCAGAGCUUUAUCCUACAGUGAUCAGGAAUGUUGGAAUGGGUUCCUGCUCCAUGUUUUCCCGGGUUGGUGGGAUUAUUGCUCCCUUCAUUCCUUCACUGAAAUCUGUGCAGUGGUCUCUUCCAUACAUCGUGUUUGGAGUGACUGGCCUGUUGUCGGGGUUCCUGAGUUUGUUAUUGCCAGAAACACUAAACUGCCCUUUGCUAGAGACGAUAUCGGACUUGCAGGUGUGCUCAUACUGGAGACUGGGGGAUGAAGCUAUGUCAUUGCAAGCACUAGGUGGCUCCCGGUCUGCAGACAAAGAUAGCUCUGCAGGGAGUGAAAGUGAAGAUGAAGAAUUUUAUGAUGCUGAUGAAGAGACCCAAAUGAUCAAGUAACAAGAGGAAGCUUUCCUUUUUAUGCCUUUUUUUAACUUGUCCAGCCAGAUCCACCUGUAAGAAUAAAACUGGAACCGUCUGUGGGUGAAUUAUAACAGGGCAAGUGCCUCUGCCUUUCCAGCGUUGGGAGAUGAAUUCGAGUACUGUUCAGAUGCAUUACAGUGGUUUUACUGGUGACCACUGCUGAUUUUUUUUUUUUUUUUCUUUCUCAUGAGAACCAUUCAAAUGUUUGUGGCUCAAAAUUAUGAUUGCAGGCUAGGUUUGAGGCCAAAGAUGCUGGGGAGGUAUUUGACGUAUUUCUGAAACUUGAAUUGAGAAUUGAUCCAACUUGCAGACAGACUACCGCUGCAUGUGUUCACAUUUUUCCUUCAAGGUAGGCUCAUGUUGAUUUUGAAGCAGCUGAAAUCCAUAAACUUGAAAGGUUUCAACUAGGUUUCUUCAGAUGGAUGAAAUCUAAAGAGUUAAACUGGACACAGAAGGUACUACAGGCCAGUAUGAUGGGAACAAAUUCCUGAAAUCCUCUCUUAAGUUACCUACAGCACACUGGAAAGAAUGAAUUAUGGAUUCUCUACCAGUUCUGCAUCCGCUCACUGGAAUGGAAUUUCAUACCUCAAGUGGUUAAGGAACACCAACAAAAGAUAGCUGUACUCAGUGUUGUUCUAGGGUGGAUGGCUAGAGGAACCAUCAGAAGUUGGAGGGACCAACUAAUAGGAAAGGGCAGAUGGACUUAAAUAAAACAGAAAUCCCCAUUAUUGCUGAUCUCUUCUCCCCCAUCUGUCUCCUCUGCCUCGCCCCUCUCAAAACUUCCUUUUUUCCUUUUAUUUUGGUUCUUUCUCUCACAGGUUUGUCAUGACAGUCUGUAAAUCUCAGGACAGCUCUGAAUUUCUGUUGCGUAUUCUGUUUGAUUUUGUUCCUCUCAUCUUUUCUCACUUUGCCAUGUAAACUGAAGGACUUGUUUUUCCAUGGUAUAUAGUGAAUGUCUUAUGGGAGGUAAUUUUACUUAGCUAGGUUUUGCAUUAUUGUGGCUAUCCAUGAUGGUGGCUAUGGAGAAAAAUGAGAUCUGCAGUGGUACAGAGUACUGAAAUUGCCUGUCCAGGCUGCUGCUAGUGUCUUGGGGAUCAUUGCAAGAGGAUUUGAGUAUUUAUUUAAAUUUAUAUAUAUAUAUAGAUAAAGUUCUUUGGAAGUUUCCCUUCACCUUGCUGAGGGAGAACUGUAUUCUUUUGUUUACACUAAACUUUUUUUGAAGUAUACUGAAAUAGAAGGAUGUUGAGUGUUGAAGUUUUGCCAACUAAUAGAUGUGGCCUUUGGGUACGGAUUCAAUAUUCCUGGUUAGUAUUGACUUUAUACUCCUAGCUCUCUAUCCUCCUAGCUCUUCUAUAUCAUUUUUUGAAGUUUAUGGGAUCAUAUUUCAUAUUAAAAGUGUAAAGGUAGCUGGUUAUUCUAUUGGAAAAUAAUACAGGGAUCAGAUGAUUGGGGAGAAGGGUGUUUACUGAACAUAUUCCAGAGUCAGAGCAAAAAACUCAGUUAUUCCAGAAGGAAGCAGAAGAUCGGAUCUGAAACUUACAGCAGGCUAUCUAAACUUUGUCCAGUCAAGAGCUGCAUAGGCAACUUUCGAGGAGCCCAAGAGUUGUAGCUCUGUUACUUAGGUGGAAUGUCAUCAGGGCCGGCUCCAGGCACCAGCGAACGAAGCAGGUGCUUGGGGCGGCCAAUACAAAGGGGCGGCACCUCCAGGUCUUUGACGGGAAUUCAGCAGCAGAUCCCUCAGUCCCUCUCUUUCUCUUUGAGCUGCCACCGAAGAGGAAGAGAGGGAGUGAAGGGCCCGCCGUCGAAGAAUGAAGCGGCGCGAUUGAACUGCCGCCGAUCGGCUUUUUUUUUUUUUUUUGCCGCUUGGGGUGGCAGAAAAGCUGGAGCCGGCCUUGAAUGUCAUGCUGCCAUCCUCAUCUUCAGUGCAGAGAGGAAGCCCACAAAGACUACAUGUUCCAUAGCAUGCAGUUCUCCAUUUUGUUCUGAACAGAUUGAUACACUGGGCUAUGAGCACGAGGGCGAGCUAUAGUGGGGCUCAGUAGUCUCUGCAGGCAGCACUUCAGGCUGGAAGAUGAAGAGGACUGCUGACUGCAUUGUAGACAUCAGUGGGACGUAUUUGACCAGCAGCCCACACUUUGGUCUCUCUUGACUCUUGCACAGCUCUUGUGGAUGUGAUAGCAAAAUUAAUAGAACUUUUUAAAACGAAUCUGGAUGUUUUCAGCCUUAUUUAUACAUAGGGAAAUGACUGAGUGGAGUUCUUGGAGUUACAAUUAGGUUUGUGUUUUGUGCUUUUUUUUCCUAGUUUGACAUUUGACACUUUAAAAUAUGGGGAUUAUAAGGAACAUGGGAGGAAGGUUUUUUUCUUUUCAUUAGGCUCUUGAUUUUUUUCCUCAAAGGUUCUAAAUGUGCAAUAGCUCUUACUGAAGUUAAUGCUACAGUACCUAGGAACUAUAUUGAUGCUGUCACAAACCCUAUAUUUCUUAGGGGAUCAAUCUCCAGAGUGGAAUUACUGCCUCUUUCUGACUUUGAGCAGUGGAAAUAGGGACUCCCUUGUGAGACUGACUAGUGCUCUUGGCCUUGUUGGGUAUUUGGUUUUAUCUACAUUAUGGAUUUCUAGAAGUCCCAAACCUGAAAAGGGAUCCAUCCACGAAACUUUCCAUUGUUACUCCAUGUGGUUGCAGUGGUUCAGGUGGGUGGAUUUCUUUGUAGGAUCAUGGUCAAAAUUUGUGACGGUCCCUAAUUUACGAUCAAAUUUACCUCCAUUUCGUACAAGCGUUCUUAUACAUAUAAUUGCAAAACCAAGGAUGAAGAAAUUUUUAUGUGAAAUAAAUUAAUUGCACUUUUUUUGGAGACCCUUAUACCCACAGAGGCUGCAUUCCAUGGCAAGUAUGGGCAGCAUACACUGUAUCUAGGCAGACCAAUAUUGCUAAGCAGAACUCUUCAGAUUGACAUGUCAUGCAUGCUAGUGCCUGUUUUAAUUAGAGGCCCAAGUCACAAAAUUUGUAUGGCUGUCCUACCUCCAAGUAUAGUCUAAUGGUUCAAUGCUGGCCUGAUUCUAAUUCUUCCCAUGUAUGGGCAGCACAUAUUGGAAAUCUGCCCAGGGAAACUGAGUAUACACCAGUUCAAAAAGGAAAGUAUCACUGUUAGUGACAGUAAAAUAGCACUGAUGAUCUGACAGAUUUAAUCCUUAUAAUUCUUGAUUGAAGUUUGACAAAAUAAGCAUGGGGAGAGCGUUUAUUCCAUUGUUGCUAAGUUAACUUUACAUAAAUUAUCUGCACUAUUCAGGGUUCUUGGUCCUGUGUAGACAUAAGACUAAAUCCAAGUUGGUAGCUGUCAGUCUCUUACCUAUAUUUCCUUGUUUUGUAGAAGUUGUUUUUCAGCCGUGACACUCUAUAUGGGGCUCUACUGGAGAGAAUUGAGACUUUCCCCCAGCAGAGUUCAGGCCAGCACUGCUUCCAGCCAGACCCAUCUUCUUACCAUUUCCCAACUCUGUUGUCAGGGUGUGGCAGGAGAUGUGUUCUAACUUCUAGACCAUGUUGACGUGGUCAACAUUUUUCUGUCUUGAAUUUGCUUAUGGAAGCUGUGGCAUUAGCUUCUCCAGUUUAUUUUAAAACUGUAAUAGAUUCAUGUCAGUAUUUCAGUAUUAAAUCUGUGGGCAACACCAGGAUUGUAUGGUGGAAGUUAGCAUGUACAUGCACACCUCCAGGUGGACCAGCUAAGUCUUUAUGCACAGUUCUUCUUACAUUAAUUAUUUCUAGUGCAGGACUAUGCAUGUAAAUGUUUUGAGUCUCAGUACCCUAUGAAUUCAUUGUAGGGUAUAAAGAGUAGAGGAAAGGUUUUUAGAUGGAAAAAUCUCUCUAAUUUAUAGAAAUCAUAUGGAAAGGGCUUAUUUGAUGAUGUAGCUCAUUCACCUCUAGCAUUCAGUGCAGCAUUCUUCAUGACCAGAUAGUUGCCAGUGCCUACUCCGAUCUGCUGUAACCCUCAAAUGACCCAUGUGAUAGGACUAUUCCAGUCUAAUAGAUGCAUUAAAAAGUUACCUUGAAAGUCAGCCUAAAUGUACUUAAUUUCAUCUCCUCUCUGCUACUGAUAGCUUCUUGAAUCAUCCUAAAAUAGCUUUGAUUGCAAACCUAGUGAAAAAUAUUAAGAAAAUAUAAAUAGGGAAUUGAUUUUUGUUUAACUUUGAUUCAUUUGAAGUGCCCUAGUGCUAGAGCUCUAAGUGUCCUCAAAUCAGUUUGGACCGGUGCUAUACAUUAGUUCUAUGGAAUUGGUCUAAGCAGUUGCCAGAUUUCUAAGCUGGAACGAAACAAUGUCUAAAACUAGUUCUGUGUGUUCAUUUGGCAUUCUUCCAUGUGACCGGAUAAAACUAGUAUUUACAAGCAUCUCUCCAUGGAUCUUUAGGACAGAAAAAGGGAGAACUACCUUUGUUUGUUCAUGCCUUAGUGCUCUUUGCACUUUAAUGACCAUUGUUUCUGAAACCCUUCUCGCUGCUUGCAGAGACGUAAGUAGCCAAAGAGAUUAAUAUUAAAAAACAAAGUAUAGAAUUUGCUUAAUUUGAAAGAGUUGCCUGUCUCGUAUAUCAUACACAAGUCUGCAGUGUCUUAUUUUAAUUGUAAAUAUCAAAGCUCACUCUUGAAGAUCAGGAUAAACAAGAUAAGACCACUUGCUAGAAUUUGUAAGUUCACUCAUCAGACUUUUAUGAAAUGAUAAUUGAAGGCCACAUGGUAUUUUUUAGAAUGAAGUAGAUGGUAGAACUGGUAUAUUUGAUUGAGGGCAGUGCUAAAUAUUAAAUGUCUAGAAGAGAGUUCAGUUUCCUUUUGGAACACAGUUUAAAAACAAACAAACUCGAAUUCUGGGUGGUAGCAUGUAUGCCAGCAAAAAUGCAGACAACUGAGGGAAUGCACAGCAGGAGUUGGCUGCUUCCUGUCUCCAAAAGAUUGUAAAGAGAUUCUGUACCUCCAGAAAUGAAAUGGGGCAAAGCCAUGAGGUAGCAUAAUUUACACCUUUUAUGUGGAUACAUAUAACAUGGCUGUCUGGUCCAAUCAUUGUUCCCUUUGUAUAUCUGCCCCUCAAUUACAAAUGGUGCUUGAGUCUCUAAAACAAAACAUUACUGCUUCAUAGCCAACUUUGUUACUGCUCGUAUUGUUCAUAGUCAAUCAGGAGCCAGAUAAAGUAUGACAAUAAUAGUAAUCCGUAAUUCUGAUUCUAAUUGGGAUGGAUUGUAUUUACAGAAAUACUAAACAGCUGUAUUUGAACAGUGCAGUAUCCAUGAAGCCUUCUAAAUUCAUGAAGUGUUGCUCAGAUUUUGGCCUUAAAUGGUUUUAAAUGAUCAAUAAAAGUUGAAAGGCUGCUAAGUAUUUAGGUGGGAAGAAGCCAACAUCUGUGUAUAAUCUGAAAAGAGCAGAACUUUAUGGAAACAUUUGAUAUUGUCAACACAGAUUAAAAAUACAAUUUACAGUAUACUGAAGAAUAGAAUACCUUAGGGAAAUGCUAAUAAUAACCUAUUUUCUUCACCUAGAAUUUCAGGUGAGUCUCUAAAUGGUCAGUCUUUAAUUCCAAGGAAAAGUGAAGUCAAAACCUUUUUUUCAUGUUAUUGCUGAAGAUUGAAUGAGAUGCAGUCAUUGUGCAGGUAUAUUUUUUGCUUUAUGAAGAAAAUUUUUAUUGCACUGCGUACUUAAUGGUAGCAGCUUUUCCUUCCUUGAGUUAGUAACAUUGGAUUUUUUUUAAGCUACCUCUUUCAAUUAAUCUUUAUUUGGUACUGAAUAUUACAUUAAAGAGAUUUUAGGAAAAUAUGGGAAAAAAUAUUUUCCAUUGUCUUGUUUGUAUGCUGCUGGUGAUCCACUGAUUAACUUGAAAGGGGGAAGGUCUUAUGGCUUUAAUGUUUUUUACAGUGAAUUUUGAAUGAACUCUGUUUUUUCAACAUCAUAUGACCAAGUUCAGUGCUGGUAUAACUCCCAUUGACUUUAGUGAAGUUGUACCUGCUUACACCAGGAUGGAAUUUGAUACUACAUUCAGAAGUGCUUGUCAGGCUGUGGGUUAAGCAAAAAGAUGUCUGGUGGUGAGGGGGGUGGGUUUUUGCUUGGGCCAUGUACCCAGGCAGAAAGUUUUAGAUGUUUGUUUUAUGCAGUGUGUGGGUAUAUAUAUUUUUAAUCCUUGAUUUGAACUUCUUGAGCACUGCAUAUAAAGGCCUUUCAGCAUAAAUACAUGGAUUUAUUGAAUUUUGAAGUUGUCCUUCUGUGAUCAUCCUCUGAGUGCCAUUUCUAGUUCACAGCUGUACGGUUAAAGCCUGGGGGUUGGUGGGUGUUUUUUAAGAACACCAAGAAGUCACCAUUUGUUCAAGCCUAAAAACAUUAGUUUCCCUGAUGUAUGUCUUUUGUAGUGGUAGCAUUCACUUAUACAGUGUGACUAAGUGCUGGGUCCGUCUCCUUUUAAGAUGUGUUUGCCACAGAUGACUAAACUGUUGUAACAAAUGUAAAAAUAUUCAGAACAACUAAGACUCUCCUCUUCUGUCUGGGUUGUUUCUGUAUUUAAUGCACAUUGUUUGAACUAUAGCUGCUAUAAUUCACUGGAGCUCUGCAAGGUAAAACCAGCAAGUUGGUUCAAGUUUGGAACCUUUUGCAAUGUGAGAUUUGUUUUUUUUUAAAAAAAAGACUCCAUUAAAAUUUUACACAUUUUACAGCUUCUUUACUCCCAAAAUGGGGGGGGAAGUCUCGGUAAUAACACUAUUUAGCCAGAAAUCAAUAUGGGAUAUGCUUUACAUUCUGGGAGAUGUAAGUUAUUUCUGGGUGAUCUUUUGAGCAUUUUUAAGAUGUUAAUCUUUAAGAUUUCGUAGAUAUUUGUCUGCUGUGGCAUGGUAACUUUUAGGUGAUUUGUAAAAACUCUGAAACUGCCUCUGACUCAUACAGUUCAUAUAAAUGUCUUUGACUUAUUUUGUGCCUUUUCUUUCCCUAAUACAAGCUCUCUCAAUAAACAUAAACUGUUCCGGAA
Messenger RNA from Trachemys scripta elegans, 8821 nucleotides. It is a transcript of the gene SLC22A15, whose product is annotated as solute carrier family 22 member 15. NCBI's taxonomy places the organism in Eukaryota, Metazoa, Chordata, Testudines, Emydidae. Gene Ontology annotation, biological process: transmembrane transport. The transcript is spliced from 12 exons. Gene Ontology annotation, molecular function: transmembrane transporter activity. The record is from RefSeq and is a predicted model, not a curated record. Gene Ontology annotation, cellular component: membrane. The coding region runs from base 173 to 1813 and encodes 546 amino acids.